AUGGCGAGUAAGGCCGACAAGCUCGAUCCCGUAUGGGACGACCUGGAUAGGACGAUGGGACAAUUGUUCAUGAUGGGAUUUGACGGCACCUCAGUCACCCCACAGAUCAAAACGCUAAUAGAGAAACAUCACCUGGGCUGUAUCUUGCUGACUGCCAAGAACCUCAAAUCUGCUGAGGAUGCUACCAAAUUGUGCUAUGAACUACAGAAGAUUGCUCACGAUGCCGGCCAUCCUGUUCCCUUGGCUAUUGGCAUCGACCAGGAGAAUGGAGGUGUCAACAGUCUCUUCGAUGAGAUCUAUAUUCGCCAGUACCCAAGCAACAUGGGUGUCGCCGCCGCUGGCUCCACAGAACUCGCCUUCGAAGUCGCAAAGGCAACGGCGCAAGAGAUAGCAGCUUGUGGUAUCAACUGGAUCUUCGGCCCAUGUCUUGAUGUUUUGACCAACGCUCGAAAUCAACCCCUUGGAGUGCGCACAGCAGGUGACGACCCUCAAGAAGUCUCGGCUUAUGGAAUUGCCUUUAUGAAGGGCUACAAAGAGGCAGGAAUCGUGACGCUCGGCAAGCAUUUCCCGUCCUAUGGCAACUUGGAAUUUCUCGGUUCCACUCUCGACGUUCCCAUCAUCACAGAGUCCCUUGAGCAACUGAGCCUGAGUGCCCUAGUACCAUUCCGCAAUGCUAUUCAGCAAGGCCUUGAUUCCAUGAUGGUUGGGGGCUGCGCCAUGUCAUCUGCUGGUCUCAAUGCAAUGCACGCCUGCUUGUCCGAGGAGGUGGUCGAUGGACUUCUUCGCUCUGACCUAAAAUUCAACGGCGUCGUUGUUUCUGAGUGUCUAGAGAUGGAUGCUCUCAGUCACAAUAUCGGCGUCGGAGGUGGAACCGUUAUGGCUGUGAAUGUCGGUUGUGAUGUAGUGCUCCUCUGCCGGUCCUUUUCCGCACAGCAAGAAGCCAUACGAGGACUGAAGACGGGCAUCGAGAACGCGAUGAUAAGAAAGGAGAAGAUCUACACAUCGUUACGCCGAGUCCUCGCCAUGAAAGCAAAAUGCACCUCAUGGGAAAAGGCUUUGAACCCUCCCGGUAUCAACUAUCUGGAAAAGCUGCAGCCUUCACACAUUGCGCUAUCGACCAAGGCGUACAACAAUUCCAUUACGGUGGUCCGAGACAAAAAUCGUCUGCUUCCGCUAUCCAAUAUCCUAGACAGUGAGGAGGAGCUGCUCCUACUUACUCCUCUCGUCAAGCCAUUGGCUGCCUCGGCUGCGUCUCGAGCUUUAUCUGAAACUGCUGCUGAAAAGUCACCCGAGCCUGCCGUAUGGGAAAGAAGUGCGUCGGUAAUGAGUGGCGAGCGAGUCUUCCGAGAGCUGGGAAGGUCGCUAGCGAGGCAGCGCAGUGGACGUGUAUUGCACACGUCGUACACGGCGAACGGGGUCCGCCCCGUACACGAGAAUCUGAUCAAUAGGGCGAGCGCAAUCAUUGUGCUUACGGCUGAUGCCAAUCGCAAUCUAUAUCAGCAUGGUUUCACCAAGCACGUUUCCAUGAUUUGCAAUAUGCAAUACACGACAGGCGGCGAGAGACGCGAGAAACCACUGAUCGUGGUAGCCGUCAGCUCACCGUAUGAUUUCGCCAUGGACACAUCGAUUGGAACAUACAUCUGCACAUAUGAUUUCACAGAGACUGCCUUAAAUUCGUUGGUCAAAGUAUUGUACGGAGAACUUUCACCGACUGGAACAUUACCUGGCACGAUUAGCAAGAGCCAGAAAUUACAGCAUUCCAGGCAACAUUGGCUGGUCGAAAACUUCAACGAGGACCGAGAUGCCAAUGCGUUGGACACACUUAUCAAGGCAGUGAUGGAGGGAACGCCACCCAACCAGCGCUCUGAGUUGUCGAGCGCCACUUCCAAUUCGUUCAUCCUACACCAUCCAGAGGUGGAAGAGUCUCACUUCGUUGUCCGAAACAGCAGCACGCAGGCUUUGUACGGCUUUUGUUCUACCUACUUCUUCAAGACGGCAGGCACCGGGGUCAUUGGGGCCCUCUUCGUUGAUCCUUCGAGACGAAAGCUUUCUAUUGGACACUCAUUGCAUAAUCGAGCGAUCCGAACGCUGCUCCAAAAGGAAGGCAUCAAGCGUUUCCAAUUAGGCUCGAGGCUGCCAAGUAUCUUCCUCGGUAUUCCAACCGGACACGGAGCUGAGCGGAAGCGGCUGCGAUCUUGGUUUGCCAAUCUGGGAUGGAAUGCAGCGCUUUCCCGGCCGGUGUGUAAUAUGGUCGCGCGCAACCUUCUGAACUGGAACCCUCCCGAGGGCAUGGCAAAGAGUCUAUCCAGUGCAGGAAUACAGUAUGAUCUCGUGUACGGGUGGGAUUAUGCAGGCCCUAUUUUGGACCAUAUCAAGACUAGCAAUCGGCAAGGCCUAGCCGAGGCGUACAAGCUUGCACUGUCUGACCCUUCAGCAUGUGGCAUCAUUCGGGCCAAGCGACCGGAAGACGGCGCAUUGGUAGGUACGGUGGUGCUCUACAAUGCUUCCUCGCGACUAUCGGAGUUCAUCCCCCCACUGAAGGAUUUGAAAGAAGCAGCGGGUGGCAUAUCCUCGCCAGUGAUAUCGCCAAGUGCUGGAGAGUAUUCCACGCUGCUGCAGGGACUGAUUCUGCUGGGUAUGCGGCAGAUCAAGCAGCAGGGGUGCAAUGCCUGCCUGCUUGACUAUAUGGACGGCGAUGGAAACUUUGAUGGAUUCUCCGCCAUGGGCUUCGACGUAAUGCACAAUUUUGAAGAAGUGAGCUGCGAUGCGGCGACGUGGACGCUGAUUCCUCCGUCUUGA
Messenger RNA from Aaosphaeria arxii CBS 175.79, 2799 nucleotides. RefSeq names its product glycoside hydrolase family 3 protein. Gene Ontology annotation, biological process: peptidoglycan turnover; carbohydrate metabolic process. Bases 1 to 2799 code for a protein of 932 amino acids. Lineage: Eukaryota; Fungi; Ascomycota; Dothideomycetes; Pleosporales. The transcript is spliced from 5 exons. Gene Ontology annotation, molecular function: hydrolase activity, hydrolyzing O-glycosyl compounds; acyltransferase activity, transferring groups other than amino-acyl groups. The record is from RefSeq and is a predicted model, not a curated record.